Daucus carota subsp. sativus is the source of this 5670-nucleotide messenger RNA. RefSeq lists its product as uncharacterized. The record is from RefSeq and is a predicted model, not a curated record. The transcript has 4 exons. Lineage: Eukaryota; Viridiplantae; Streptophyta; Magnoliopsida; Apiales; Apiaceae. The coding region runs from base 378 to 5384 and encodes 1668 amino acids.
AUCACUUCUCUCUCUAGAAAACGAAGAAAGAAGUAUAGUAGCCCUAUAUUCUCUCUCUCCUCUUCCCUUCCUUUCUUUCUCUCUUGUCCCUUAUCAACUCCCCUCUUUUCCUCAAUCUCACCCUCUUCAAAACCCUAAUUUCUAUCUCAAUUCACUCUUUCUUUUUCCUAAUAUAAUCACAACCCUUUUCAAUUCGUCCCAAUUCUCGAUCUGGGUGUCCGAGUUUCGAGCUUGAAACCGAAGAUUUGGUCGAUUUGGAGCCCUAGAAUUCAUAAAGGCGCGAUCUUUAGCUUCGAUUCAGAGCUUUUAGGCUGUGAAUUGAUUGCGGGGAGACGUAUAGACAUAUAUCUGUGUGUUUUUGUGUGCUUUUUUGGUUCAUGCCGCCGGAAUUGUUGCCAAGGGAUCGGAAGGAGUUGUUCAGGGAGAGGAAGAACGAGAGGUCUUUGUCAGAAGGUGGUGGUUCAAACAGAUGGAGAGAUGUGAAAAGACCUGGAGGUUAUGUUAGAGGUUUUCCUAUGUUAUCUGAAGAAUCGUGUCGUGGGUCUGGACCUUCGAGGUCUAAUGAUAAGAUGCUGGAUGAUGAGAGUGGUCGGUCAUUGGGAAAGUAUGGCAGAAGUGGUAGGGAGAAUAGAGGUGGGCCUUUUAGUCAGAGAGGCUUGAAUAGACACUCAUCUGAUGCUGCUGCCAAUUCAUCUUUAAAUGGUCCUAUUAUGCAGUUCAAUGUUAAUGACAAGAGGUUAGUGGAUGACGUAUUAACAUGUAAUCGAAUUGACUUGAAAGACACACCUGAUAAGAGUGGUGGUGUUAGUGGCCCGUGCACAGGUCAGAAAUUAGAUGGGGAGAAUUCAUUGAGCUCUAUAGAUUGGAAGACUCUUAAAUGGACACGUUCUGGAAGCUUGUCUUCACGUGGUUCUGGUUUGAGCCAUUCAAGUAGCUCCAAGAGCAUGGGAGGAGAUUCUACUGAAACUAAGUCUAAUUUGCAUCCUCUAAAUGUAUCACCGCUGGAGUCCCCUUCAUGUGAUGCUGCUGCUUUUGCAAGUCCUGCUGCUGGUGCAAACUCCGCCGCUCCUACUGAAGAGACGAGUUCGCGGAAGAAGCCAAGACUUGGAUGGGGUGAGGGGCUUGCAAAGUUUGAGAAGAAAAGAGUUGAUAGCCCUAGUGAUACUGCAGUGAAAAUUGGAAUGGUUUUAUCUGAAAACAACACAGAAAAUGGACGUUCUCAUGUCAUCAAUGUCCCAGAUAGAAGUCCUAGAUUAGCAGGUCUCUUGAGUUGUACAUCUCCUGCUACUCCCUCAGUUGCUUGCAGUUCCUCAGUGGGUUUAAAUGACAAAUUUUUGGGCAAAGCAGUGAAUGUUGAAACUGCUGAUGUAUGUGGAUCACCUUUAGAGUCUUUGAAUCAGUGCGAAGAUUUGUCUUGCAAUCCGGUAACCUUGGAGGACACACUAGUUGCCAACUUAUACCAGAUUAACGAACUGCUUAAGUGUAAUGAUCAGGUUUCUACAGAUUCUGAUUUUGUGAAGUCUACUGUUAUGAACAAAUUGCUGGUAUUGAAAGCUGAUGUCUCAAAAAGAAUAGAAGCUACCGAGUCUGAGAUUGAUUCGCUUGAAAAUGAAUUGAAGUUGCUGAUUAAUGACACCGGAAGUGUCCAUCCACGUCCAGCUUCUUCUAGUUCUCUGCCAGUGGUGUGUUUCAACAAGCCGUCAGAAGUAGAUACAGCAUCCAAUUUAAUUCCUAGACCAGAUCCAUUGCAAACUUCAGGAGAUCUGCUGAAGGACAGGACUUAUGGUGGCUCCGAAGGGGAACUCGCUGAAUGUAAAGAUGAGGAUAUUGAUAGUCCAGGCACUGCAACAUCCAAGUUUUGUGAACCUAUGUACUCGGGUAAGCCUGUUUCUCAGGCUGAUAUACCGAAUCUUGUUGAAAGUUCUUUGAAUGUUGAUGCUUGUAGAAAUGGCAGUGAAGUGAAGUCGUUGGUAUAUGCUGUUGAAGAAGAAGGAACAGAUACUAGACCCAGUUGUCUUGUGGACCCUGAUAAUGUUGGACAGACAGAAAAUGUAUAUGAUCUAAUGAUGGCUUCUAACAAAGAAGCUGCACAUAGAGCUUCCGAAGUGUUUAGCAAGUUAGUGCCAGACAGUUCAUCCUCUUUUGAUAUUCAAAUAGAUGAUAAUAGCCCCUGCUUGAAAGUUGAUCCUUCCGUAGAGGAAAAAUUCGCAAGGAGGAAGCGUUUCAUGAAGUUCAAAGAAAGAGUAAUCACCCUCAAGUUUAGAGUGUUUCAGCAUCUCUGGAAGGAAGAUCUGCGCUUGCUAUCCAUAAAGAGAAGCCGCACAAAGCCUCAGAAGAAGUUUGAAUUUGGCACCCGAAUGUUACCCUGUGGCUACCAAAAGCAUCGUGCAUCUAUCCGUUCUCGAUUCUCAUCUCCUGCAGGGAAUCUGAGUUUAGUUCCCACCACACAGGUGAUUGAUUUCGCAAGCAAAUUGCUUGAGGAUUCCCGUACAAAGGUCUAUAGAAGUGCUCUGAAUAUGCCGUCUUUAAUAUUGGACAACAAGGAGAAGAUAAUGUCAAGGUUCAUCUCAAGUAAUAGGUUGGUAGAGGAUCCUUGCUCUCUUGAGACAGAGAGAUGUAUAAUUAAUCCGUGGACAUCUGAAGAGAAAGAGAUCUUCUUAGAUAAGCUUUCCGUGUUCGGGAAGGAUUUCAGAAAAAUAGCUGCCUUUCUUGAUAACAAAACAACUGCAGAUUGUGUUGAGUUCUAUUACAAGAAUCACAAAUCAGAAUGUUUUCAGAAAGCUAAGAAGAAGCCGGAGUUUGCUGAAAAAGGAAAAUCCUUUUCUAAAAACACUUACUUGGUUACAUCUGGUAAGAGAUGGAAUCGUGACGACAAUGUAGCUUCUCUUGAUUUGCUUGGCGCAGCCUCAGCGAUAGCUGCUAAAGAUGAUGGCCUAAAACCUCAGAAGUGUGCACCAAGAUUAAUUUUCAGUUCUUGCAACUCUAGAACAGCGCGAGGUGAUGAUGUUUUGUCAAAGAGGUCCAGUGCUAUUAACAUAUUGGGGAGCGAAAGAGAAAAUGUAGCUGCUGAUGUGUUGGCUGGUAUAUGUGGUUCCCUAUCUUCAGAAGCUAUGAGUUCUUGCAUUACCAGCUCUGUUGAUAUUGGAGAGGGAUAUCAGGAGAGAAAGGGCCAACCAAUGCGCAUGAAGAAAAGGCGGUCAGUGACACCCGAGGUUGCUCAGGAUGUUGAUGAAGGGAUUUGUUCAGAUGAGAGUUGUGGAGAGGUAGACCAUGCAGAUUGGACAGACGAGGAAAGGUCGGUUUUCAUUGAGGCCGUGUCAUCCUAUGGCAAGGAUUUUGCAAUGAUUUCUCAGUGUGUUGGGACAAAGUCCAGUAAUCAGUGUAAGGUCUUCUUCAGUAAGGCUCGGAAGUGCCUUGGUUUAGAUAUGAUGCAUCCUGGUUCUUGCAGUGGGGUAGCAUCAUUAAGUGACAAUGGUAAUGGAGGUGGCGGAGCUGACACAGAGGAUGCCUCUCUUGUGGAGACUGGCUCAGGUGUUAAAUCAGGCUCUAAGACUGAUGAAGAUCUGUCCUUGUCUAGUACGAAAGUAGUUCAGACUGAAACAUUUCCGGCAGGGACUAUAAAUAUUUAUCCUGACGCUGACAAGUUGAAGGAGAUAAACGGCGCAGGAGAAUCAGAUGUUAUAGUUGAUGAGCCCAGGCCAGAAGAUGCUGUCUCUGCUGGAAGUAAAAAUAAAAAUGUUUGUCUAGUUCUUGAUAAUGACAACAGAUUUGAAACUUGUGAUGGUAGCGAGUCUGGGGCUGUGAAGAAUCUUGAAAAUGGUUUGGGGCCUCAUACAAAAACUAUACAAAAUGAAGCUUCUGAAGGAAAACAAGCAGUUGUUCAGGAGGUUAGUGGCUUUGUUAAACCUUCUUAUGCGAACUUAGAGAGUGGUGUUUAUGGUGAUAAUUCUCGAGCAGGAGAAGCAGGAAGUGAGUUUUCAUCACAUGGAAAUAGUUUCAAUGAGACAGGUCUUAAAAAUGCUCCCCUAUCUGAUGGAAAUAUUCCUGUAUCGGCUGGUACUGAUUUAUUAGCAACUGGCUCUCUCCCUGGGUGUGAGAAAAUAAAUCCAAUUAUUUUGGAUGAUGCUCCCUUUUCUGUGUUGCAGACUCCCGUUGUCCAAGAUCCUGGUGCAGUGCAGGCUGAGAACAGUCUUAAUCUGACAUCUCAUUUGGUUCCAGGGAAGAUCAGUAAUUCACAGUUGAAGAUUUCUGUCAACUCAAAAGACGGCUAUGACAAGCCUCUGUAUCAACCGCCCUCUAGGGAUGAUAUUAAUCCCUUAAAUAGUCUUCAAGCUUAUCCACCAUCCGUACCAACCAAAAAAGCAUUGAACGGGGAUAUUGGUAGCUGUAAAUCUACUCCCAGUCAAAGUAUCUCAAAAGUGGAUAGAAAUCAUUAUACUGAUCUCCUUUUGCCUCGGGACAGUUAUCUUCCCAAGUCUAAUGGUCAUGGUCCCAAGCAUAAUGAAAUAAGGUCUGAACAUCACUUACUGUCCCAAGACCAGCUGAAUGAUAAUUCAAGAAGACCUAGACCAAGGUGUUUAUCAGAUUCAGAUCAACCAACCCGUAAAGGUGAUGUGAAACUCUUUGGUCAAAUUUUAAGUCACCCUUCAACCCAGCAAAAGCCAAAUUCCAGAGCAGAGGAAAAAGAAGACAGGGAUGCUAAACAUGCCAAGUCAUCUGAAAAUUCCUACAACUUGAAAAUUCCUAGUCAGAAUUUAGAUGGAAUUUUAACUUCUACGAAAUUCGAUCACAACAGUUACCUGGGUCUGAGAGACAUGGGUCUUCCUAUGAGAAGUUUUGGUUUCUGGGAUGGUAAUCGAAUACAAACUGGUUUUCCCUCGAUGCCCGAUUCUGCAAUCUUGCUUGCUAAGUAUCCUGCUGCCUUUGGUAAUUACCCACCUUCCUCUUCUACUGUAGAGCACCAGCAUUUGAAUAGAAUUACUGAACGUAAUUUAAAUGGUGUAUCAGUUAUGCCAGCAAGAGAAUUAAGUAGCAGCAAAGGGGUUGCUGACUACCAGGCUUACAUGAACCGUGAUGGUGCCAAAGUUCAGCCUUUCGCCGUCGAUUUGAAGCAGCAACAAACUAGGUACUACUCAGAGAUGCAGAGGCAGAGACGAGGAAGUGAGUAUGAUGGUCUGCCAAGUGUACAACAGCAAAGGGCGAUGGUGGGACUCGAGGUUCUGGGCAGAGGAGGGAUCCUCCAUGGUGGAGGUGGGCCGCGCAAUACUGUUUCAGAUCCUGUAGCAGCCAUCAGAAGGCACUACGCAGGUGAACAGUACAAUGGGCAGAUUGGGAGCAUCAUCAGGGAGGAAGCAUGGAGAAGUAACGGGAACGUAGGCAGGUAGUAGAAGUGCAGCGAGGACUUCCAAGAGAAGGUCCUCAGGCGGCAAGUAAUCUCAACUUGUUUGUUGCCCCUGUAUAAUAGUUAGUCUUCACAACUUUAGUUCUGUUAUUUAUAGUUCAGUUGUUUUUUCGUUCUGCUCAGCAAUAUUCUUAGAUGCUUGUAAUAUUUAGCAAUUUGAUUUUGUUGUAUUCAAUGGAUGAAAACAAAAUAAUCCUCAGAUGUUUGGAGUCGACACCGCUCGUCAACUUGUUGUGCAUUCAAUCUAUUUUCGACACCGCUUCAUUGGA